GGACGACCCAAAGCAUGAGGCUGUACUCUCUGCUCCAACACCACCAUCAAUUCCUCUUCAAUACUCUCUUCUGUACCCAACUCGCCACCCAUCUCCGCCGCACCAUGGCCACCACCGCCACCACUCCAGCUGCGCCCAUCUCUCCCUCCAACACUAGAUUGGGGUGGAUUGGAACCGGGGUAAUGGGCCAAUCAAUGUGCGCCCACCUCAUCGAAGCCGGCUACUCCCUCACCAUCUUCACCCGCACCGCCGCCAAAGCUCAACCCCUCCUCUCCAUGGGGGCCCACUGGGCUUCCUCACCCGCCACCGUCGCCUCCCAAUCGGACGUCGUUUUCUCGAUCGUUGGCUACCCUUCCGACGUCCGUCACGUCAUCCUGGACCCCUCUUCCGGUGCCCUCUCUUCCCUCCGCUCCGGCGGCAUCCUCGUCGAUAUGACCACCUCCGAUCCUUCCCUAGCCGCCGAAAUCCACUCCGCUGCCGCCUCCAAGUCCUGCUUCUCCAUUGACGCCCCCGUCUCAGGCGGCGAUCGUGGGGCCCGCAACGCCGCUCUUUCAAUCUUCGCCGGCGGCGAUGAGGGUAUAAUUUCUCGAUUGAACCCCUUAUUUACUCUUCUGGGCAAAGUUUAUUACAUGGGUGGUCCUGGAAAAGGGCAAUUUGCCAAAUUGGCCAACCAAAUUACCAUUGCUUCAACAAUGGUGGGGCUAUGUGAAGGGUUAAUUUAUGCAUACAAGGCGGGUUUGGACUUGGGUGUGUAUUUAAAUGCGAUUUCCACCGGAGCGGCAGGGUCGAAAUUGUUGGAUUUGUAUGGGAGUAGGGUUUUGAAGAGGGAUUUCGAGGCGGGUUUUUAUGUGAAUCACUUUGUGAAGGAUUUGGGGAUUUGUUUGAGGGAGUGUCAGCACAUGGGUCUGGCUUUGCCUGGGUUGGCAUUGGCUCAGCAACUUUAUCUCUCUCUCAAGGCUUAUGGGGAGGGUGAUUUGGGUACUCAAGCACUUAUUUUGGCUCUGGAAAGGAUGAACAAUGUGUCGCUCGAUUCGGCAAAUGCUUCCACAGAGCAGCCUUAGAUGGGUAAAAUCUUUAAUUUGUGACGAAACUGGAACUGUGUGUGUAUUUUCCUUAUGCGUAUUGGAUGUGUUUGGGAAUUGGGAUAAAUCAAAACAGUAUGGAUCAUAAUUUCUAAUGACAAGCCUGAGCAUACCCAUGCUUUUUCUUUUUUAAUUUUUUUUGUUGAGACUUGAACAAUAUACUAGUUGCUGGUUUGAAAAUUGUUUGUGGAAGUAUUGUUUUGAAAAUUGCUUUUUUGUUGCUUUAAAUGCAAGAAUGUAAGCAGUAAUGAAUUUAUUUCCCUGAUAUGUAAACAAAUUGUAGUUUUGAUAGGAUGUAAACAAAUCCUUAUUCUAGUUGGCUGUAGGAAACUGCACCUAUCAGUCUACAUG
Molecule: messenger RNA, 1433 nt
Organism: Ilex paraguariensis (yerba mate)
Lineage: Eukaryota; Viridiplantae; Streptophyta; Magnoliopsida; Aquifoliales; Aquifoliaceae
Source: the annotation of a GenBank genome assembly